Galdieria sulphuraria is the source of this 1501-nucleotide messenger RNA. Its product is annotated as MFS transporter. Gene Ontology annotation, molecular function: transmembrane transporter activity. Lineage: Eukaryota; Rhodophyta; Bangiophyceae; Galdieriales; Galdieriaceae. Bases 61 to 1467 code for a protein of 468 amino acids. The transcript is spliced from 3 exons. Gene Ontology annotation, biological process: transmembrane transport. The record is from RefSeq and is a predicted model, not a curated record.
CCACAAUUGUUGUUAUAUUCUUAGGGUACCUAUUCUUCGUCAGUGAUAGGCAAAACAUCUAUGUCUUUGAGUCAACUCAAUCAUACAAAAUUACCAAAACUGUUAAACAAGUGUACCUUUCCUACACUUUGCUAUGUAGUAGGAAUAGCAGCAACUGUUGGAAGAGCAUUUUCUGGAGUCGGUCAACCUCCAGUAAUGGGUGUAGUUGCUGACGCUUUAGCACAACAAGGAUUCCAUUCCAGAGGAACAAUCACAACGAUAUACUUUCUCUCUAUCAUUUUGGCUGCAGUUUUGAUGCCGCUUGCUGGAUAUCUUUUUGAUAUAUUGGGAGCCAGAAGAACAGGUCUGAUUGUCAUAUUUUUACUGUCUGCUUCGUGUUUUCUAUUUGCAUAUGGAAAUAUUCAUGAGUCUAUAUCUUCUUUAUUGUUGGUGUUUGUGUCCAUUCGUUUCUUUGGACAAGGAGCACUCAACUUGGUAUCUACAAAUAUGAUCAAUCAAUGGUGGACCAAAGAGCGGAGAGUCGUUCAAGGUUGGUCAAGUUUUGUUUAUUCUUUUGUAAUGUUUGGUAUUCUUCCUCCUUGGAUGAUGUGGUUACAAAACAAAUAUGGUUGGCAACAUACUUUGGGUAUAUUGGGAAGUAUAAUACUUUGUGUUAUGGUUCCCGUUUGUUAUUUAUUCUACAUGAAUGAUAUUCAUAUGUAUGGAUUCACAAGCAUAUGUGAUAAAGAUGUACAACGAUAUCCCAUAGAUGAUGAAGAAUAUGAAAUGAAUCAAGCUUAUUGGCCUUCUGAAGAAGAAGAAGAAGACGAUUUUAUUCCAAACUUACCACACUAUUCCAACAACAGGAUAGAUAAACAGAAUUCUCUACUUUUAUUCUCACCAGAGUUGAAACAAGAUGAAAAAGCGCUUUGUGAAUGUCAUUGGAUAGAUGCCAUGAGCAGUUGCUAUUUUUGGAAAUUUUCUUGGUGUUGUUUCUCAUGGGGAUUUCUUACAACUGGCUUGUUUUUUCAUUUAAAUGCUAUAUACCUAAAAAUGAAUGUUUAUGGAAUAACUAGUGUUUCCAAUACUUUUUUAUUGAUUGGUCUAUUUUCAGCUAUAUUCAGUUUAUUCCCAGUCUAUAUAGAUACAACCAAUGGUUUGCGUCCAUUACGAGUCUCCAUGUUUCUUCUGGGUUUGUCUCUUUUGGUCGUCAAUUUUAUUCAUCUGCGCAUAUUUGAAUGGUUACUUGGUGUAGCCAUUGGCGGUGUAAUGGGAAUGAUGAACGUCUAUUCUGUGGUGUUGUUGGCUGAAUGGUUCGGUACAAAACAUAUUGGAAAAAUUGCAGGCAUCAAUCAGGCUAUCACACAGUUGGGAUCGGCUUUAGGUCCACUUGUCCUUCUUAAAGUUGCCAAUUGGACAGAUAGUUAUUUGGGACCACUUCUUGUUUGUUCCAUAUGGCCUUUUCUUACUAUUUUAUGGCUUCAUUGAUAAGAGAAUGUUGAAUAUAUUAUAUAACCUUAUU